GGGCAGAUGCCGGUGCACGCGGCCGCCCGCGAGGGCAGCCUAGACGUGCUGCAGUACCUGUACGGCUCGGGGGCGGACUGCGACGUUCAGAACAACAACGGCAACACGCCGCUGCACCUGGCGGCGGGCAAGGGGUGGGUGGAGGUGGCGGAGCGGCUGGCGGCGGCGGGCGCCGACACGUGCAUCAAGAACAGCAAGGGCUGGCUGGCCAUCCAGUCCGCCUCCAACGGCGGCUGCUUCGAGGCGGUGCUCAAGCUGGCGCAGCACGGCUCG
Molecule: messenger RNA, 273 nt
Organism: Chlorella variabilis
Lineage: Eukaryota; Viridiplantae; Chlorophyta; Trebouxiophyceae; Chlorellales; Chlorellaceae
Exons: 2
Molecular function (GO): protein binding
Source: RefSeq, a predicted model, not a curated record